CCACCUUUCUUUACAUCAACUAAAGCCUGACAGACACCUGGUGCUCUCUGCUGAUAUCAUUAUCACAAGUUACCCAGUCUAAAUCAUGACUCUAACUGGAGCUCAGCACUUCUCCGGGAGAUCUUUUAGUGGCCGCGCUCUCAUGCCAAUGAACGUCUCGAGCUUUGGCAGCUCUGGCGGGUUCAGAACAGGUGCUGAAGGGGGGUUUAGGCAGGUGUACAGUCAGUCGGUGAUGUCCGGUGGUCUGCGCAGCAGCGCUGCGGUGGGUUUGGGGUCUAGUGCUGGGGCCUGUAUGGGGAUGGGAGGUGGAAGUUCUCUCUCGGCUGGUUUCAGGAUGAUUGGAGGUUCUCUCUCGGCUGGUGGGAGUUUGGGUGGAGGCUCCUUCAUGUCUGGUUUGAUGAGUGGAGGAGGUCUCGCAGAAACCAUGUCAUUCAUCACCAAUGAGAAACAGCAACUGCAGGUCCUGAACGAUCGUCUUGCGACUUACCUGGAGAAGGUGAAGCGUCUGGAAACAACGAACCUUGAGCUUAACGAGAAGCUCAGAGCAUUCACCAUCAACAGAGUUAAGAGCAGCCACAAUCUGGAGCCCUACCAAAUCCAGAUCAAGCCACUCCGGGAGAAGCUUCUGGUUCUUAUUCAAGAGCACGCACGUGUUGCUUUAGCCAUAGACAACGCCAGACUGGCCGCGGAUGAUUUCAGAAUGAAAUACGAGACGGAGCUGGCCAUGAGACAGUCUGUGGAGGGAGAUAUUGCGAAUCUGAGAUCUCUGAAGAAAGAAUACGAUUCAGUGAACGCCACGUUACUGCAGGAGUUUAAGAUCCUCAGUGAGGAGCGUUCCACCAUCAAAGACAUACACCAGGAGGAGAUGAUAUCGCUGCGAGGGCAGAUGGCAGGUACAGUGACUGUGGACCUGAUGUCGGUGGAAAGUAAAGACCUGUCGAAAAUCCUCGGCGAGAUCCGAUCUGAGUAUGAGGCAAUCAUCGAGAAAUACCGCCAAGAGGCAGGGAACUGGUACACUAAACAGGUGGACAAGAAAACUGCAGAAGUGGUGAUGAUCACAGAGACGGCUGUCAGCGGCAGUUCUGAAAUCACUGAGAACCGCAAACAGAGUCUGACGCUGCAGAAACAACUGGACACCGUGUUCAUGGAGAGAGUAAACCUGGAGCAGCGUCUGGUGGAGGUUCAGGCUCAGUAUCAAGCUCAGAUCUUCUCUUUGAGUCAGCUGGCCGGCAGGCUGGAAGGAGAGCUCAUGUCCAUCCGUGAGAGCGCGAUGCAACAGAGUCGAGACUACCAGCUGCUCCUGAGCACCAAAGUCCAGCUGGAGCGCGAGAUCAGCACGUAUAAAGCUUUGCUGGAGGGCGCUGGUGACAUCACCAUGUUUGAAAGUGUCGCUGUGCCCCAGAUCAAGACAGCCGUGAGGACGAUUGAGGCCACAUCUGUGGAGAUGAAGAUCUCGGAAAAAGGUGCAGUUUCAGCAGCGGAUGCAGGUGCUGGAAGUGAUGUCGUCAAAUCGGCAGCAGCUGCGGAAGCUAUCUCAGCGGCUGGGAUAGCAGGUAAUGGAGGGACGGCCUCCUCAAUAAGCUCCACCUAGAGUUUAAACAUUGGAGGUGUAACCUCCAAUGGUGAGAUCGAAAUGGUGAAAUGAGGCUCUUCAAGGUCUGGGUGAUGUCAUAGUCGUGACCAGAGCGCGACCAAUCAUUUAAAAUCUAAAUGUGAUGACACUCUCAACUCUGAUGUGCUGUAUAUAUGUCCAGCAUCAAUAAACUCCAAUCGACACCUUG
Messenger RNA from Myxocyprinus asiaticus (Chinese sucker), 1781 nucleotides. RefSeq names its product keratin, type I cytoskeletal 19. Gene Ontology annotation, molecular function: structural molecule activity. The transcript is spliced from 8 exons. The record is from RefSeq and is a predicted model, not a curated record. NCBI's taxonomy places the organism in Eukaryota, Metazoa, Chordata, Actinopteri, Cypriniformes, Catostomidae. Bases 86 to 1591 code for a protein of 501 amino acids.